This is a messenger RNA of Cylicostephanus goldi, 177 nucleotides long. The record is from the annotation of a GenBank genome assembly. Lineage: Eukaryota; Metazoa; Nematoda; Chromadorea; Rhabditida; Strongylidae.
UUGCAGGCACAUAUCGUCUCUGUCAUAUUAGACGUUUUGAAUCCGGAACAGAAGGAAGAGGAGGAUUUCCACAUUCAAAUUGAGAAAGAUCCAGCUCAAGAAGAUUUUCUACAGGGCAGAAUGACGGGUAAUCCGUAUAAGGUGAGUAGUAGCAUUGCUAUCACUGAUGUCAUGUGA